Messenger RNA from Amphimedon queenslandica, 1586 nucleotides. Its product is annotated as arrestin domain-containing protein 4-like. NCBI's taxonomy places the organism in Eukaryota, Metazoa, Porifera, Demospongiae, Haplosclerida, Niphatidae. Gene Ontology annotation, biological process: protein transport. The record is from RefSeq and is a predicted model, not a curated record. The transcript has a single exon. The coding region runs from base 597 to 1520 and encodes 307 amino acids. Gene Ontology annotation, cellular component: cytoplasm.
UCUGUGGUUACUUUGAUGAUCUUCAGGCAACACUGUUGCCUAGAAUAGAAACAUGUUCUAUUCUAGGCAACAAUGCAGGAUAUGUCAGGAAUGUAAAUCUAGUCAAUUACAUGUAGGUAAUCCCCAAGUGCCUAUGACUCCUUUGAAAAUCCUUUGUUUACUUUGAAGUUUAAACUCUGACUGGUAUACAAUUAAACCUUAUGAUGUAUACUAAACAGAUAUAAGUCAUGGAUCUAGUUGUUAUUAAUUUUGAGGUAUUGAUAUCGUAUUAGUAAAACAGUUGCUACUAAAUGCAACUGUUUUCACUUGUUUUUUGAUGAUUUAUAUACACGUAGUUGUAAAUCUAAAGGUGUGUACUAAACCAAUAGUCCUUUAACAAUGGCAUGUGAUUAUUGAAAAGUAUGAGACUAUUGAAAAUAGUUAUUCUUGCACAGGCUGGAGCAAUAGCUGAUGAUGCUAUAUAAAUGCAUGAUUUCCUUGACUUCCUCUCAGUAGUAAUGCAUUACAUCACUCUUGUCCAAUUAUCAACCACACACACAUAUCACAUAAUAUUAGAAUUCUCUCAGCUGAUGAGUCAGCACCACUGACUGACAAUAAUGAAAAGCUUCAAGAUUGUGCUACCUGAGAGAGUCUACGAACCAGGUGACACCAUCACCGGUCUUGUAGAGGCUGAGACUUCCAAGAAAAAGGACUACCACGCCAUCAAAGUCACUCUAACAGGACAUGCUGAAGUGGAAUGGAGUGGAAAAGAAAAUGUGAAGAGGAGAAGGACAGGAAGCACAGAAGUGCACUCGUCUCAUAUCAGUUACAUAUAUGCAUCAAUUAAUCUAUGGGAGAGGGAUUUGAAUGUCAAUGAUGGGUUGCUACCUGCUGGUCUCAAUCAAUUCCCUUUUAGUUUCAAGUUGGAAGGAACUGAUGACCUACCAGCUAGUUACAGUGAUGGCAUUGGUAAGAUUGUGUACAGACUUGAAGCUAGGGUUGUCCAAAAAUCACUUCUGCUCGAACCUCACGUAGACACACGAGAAAUUAAAGUAGAGAGUACUGUGAACAUCAAUCGUCUUGAUCUACUCAGACCAAAGGAAGUGGAGAUCAGUGAAACGAUUGGCCGUUGCUGCUGUGCUUCUGGUCCAGUACAUAUCACAGCUACUGUACAAAGGACAGGCUUCUGCAUAGAGAGGGACGCCAUACCGAUUGACAUAGCUGUCAGGAAUAGAAGUGGAAAAAGAAUAAACGAAAUUAGCAUUAAACUCUUAAAGAAUAUAAAAUACGUUUCAGCCACUGACAGUAGAACUGAUACAACAGUUAUAGGAUCUUCACAAAGCAGUACACCUUUUGAGAGCCACAAGAAAGGCUCAUGGAGUACCAGCAUUGCAGUACCAAAGACUGAAGAAACUCUCACGAACUGUUCUAUCAUUAGCAUUACAUAUCUGUUAGAAGUAACUGCCGAUGUAAUAAAAUCAAGUAAUAGUGUUAUGCUCCCAUUAGUUUUGGGAGUAGAAUCUUCAAAAGAAAUGAUAUAAUAACAAUUAUUAUAAUUAUUAUUAACUUUAAUGACAUUAAUAGCUGACUAAAGCAAUUAAAUUAGA